Vicia faba (fava bean) is the source of this 327-nucleotide messenger RNA. NCBI's taxonomy places the organism in Eukaryota, Viridiplantae, Streptophyta, Magnoliopsida, Fabales, Fabaceae. The record is from the annotation of a GenBank genome assembly.
AUGGUGUGGAAUAAGGUGGCAUCCUGGUUAGGGGUACUCAUGGUUAACUUGAUGGGGGUUGUGGAGAAUUUGUUGUGGUUUCGAAAUUCGUUAGUUGGUAAAGUGCGCUCGAGGAAGAAAUUGUUAAUUUGGUUGGCAACAUGUUGGGCUUUAUGGAGUAUGAGGAAUGUAAUUUUAUUCAAGUCGGUGAUUUUUAAUGUAGGGGAAGUUGUGGAUAAGAUAAAACUAUUUUCUUGGCUUUGGAAUGUUAUUGGACUAAAGUCCAAAGUUUGUUGUAGCUUCUACUUAUGGAGUCGAAGUCCAUUGGACUUUCUCAAUAUAAACUGA